AUGGCUCUCGCUCCUCCUAACCAGACCAACCUCUGCUUUCCUAUCUACCUCCCCAACUGUGUAGUAAGCGCCGUUGCUUCUAGCAUUCGACGCCAAACCAGCAUCAACGCAAGCCAGAAAGACGACGACAGAGGAGGAGGAGGCGAAAAGCAGACGAGUCAAGGCCAUCCGCUCAUGCAACCACCGAACACUGGGUGGAAAGGCGCCAUCCCGGCCAAGGACGGCGGUCGGGAGGAGCAGUAUCUGCAGAAGCCACCUUACUGUUGGCAAUCGCAAGAGUUCGAGGUCAAGUAUAGGGCAAGAUGCUGGUGUGGUAAACUCGAGUUUGAAUACCACGGAGACCCAAUCGAUGCUAAACACUGCCACUGCACACAAUGCCAACGUCUUCACGGCGCACCAUUCCAAUGGGCAGCACUUUUCCACAAGACUUCAGUGCGGCUAGCGAAGCAUUGCGAUCCUAUCCAUCUCGACUUUUUCUCGACGCAGGAAGGCCAUAGCGAACACAGCGUUCCCUGUAAAAUCAGUUGCAGAAACUGCAGAAGCCCAAUGGCAGACGAAGGCCGUAACAUGGUGAUGGCAUAUCCAUCAUCGUUUGGUUUUGAGGAGAACGAGGUUCCCGCUGCGUUUGCACCGACGGCACACAUCUUCUAUAGCGAACGUGUUAUGGAUCUCGACGACGACGUCCCCAAGUGGGCGGGACACAAGAAUGCAUCCGAACAGCUCCCGCACACGCCCCAGCAAGACAGCGAGCGGACGAUGGGCAAAGGCAAGAGAUCCAAGUCGCAGUCGCGUUGA
Ustilago hordei is the source of this 795-nucleotide messenger RNA. RefSeq lists its product as uncharacterized. The transcript has 5 exons. The record is from RefSeq and is a predicted model, not a curated record. Bases 1 to 795 code for a protein of 264 amino acids. Lineage: Eukaryota; Fungi; Basidiomycota; Ustilaginomycetes; Ustilaginales; Ustilaginaceae. Gene Ontology annotation, molecular function: carbon-sulfur lyase activity.